Molecule: messenger RNA, 2415 nt
Organism: Diatraea saccharalis (sugarcane borer)
Lineage: Eukaryota; Metazoa; Arthropoda; Insecta; Lepidoptera; Crambidae
Source: the annotation of a GenBank genome assembly
AUGCUGUUCUACUUGCGGGACGAGACCGUUGUCGGCAUGGUCUUUUGGAACUUCCCGCCAAUAGAUGACCGAAAGGAAGUUGCCACCGAGUUGCUGCGUGCGAAGCCUUCUUACAAGGACAUUAAUCUGCUCGCCGAACUCCUCGGAUUCCCUGAUUUACAAUGCGUCUACAUAGCCGAAGAAGAACUGAAGGAUCCAGGGCCAUGCAUCCAAAGUAAAAAGAAGAAAAUAAGGCAGCAUGAUGUUAUUUAUGAUAAUACAACUAGAGAUACAAUACCUAAAAGAGGAUACUACUCGGAAUUGGUAUCUGAUAUGACGAAGGAUGACCCGCUCAAAGAUAUUUGUGCAAAGAAAAGAAUGAAAUUGUUGUUACAAGCAAAAACUGAUCGAUUUGCUCCCACGCUUAUUUCCCUUCCUAAACCUCAGAGGGCUAAAAUACUAUUGCCGCCCGGACGCUGGACUACCUAUAGAGAAGAUGAAAGCAUCCAAUUUCCAUUUGAGACGUUUGUGCCGAAGCUGCAGUUCCUUAGUAUAGUACUACCCAAAGAGUUACCCAGACUUGUUAAGAUAGAGCGAUUGCGGAGGAAAUUUCUGGCAGCGAAUAUUAAGAAAAUGCUUAGAGAGUUGGGAAUACAACCGUAUUGGUUACUGCCUCCAUCAGAAUUCAAACUCACUGAACAAGAGCUUUAUGGUUUAUACAGUCCGUUUCAUAAAAUGGAUUUGGAGAUAUUCGAUAACACAGAUUUCGACUGCAGGAUUCCUGAAGAAUGGCUGUCGUUGGGUAUGAUUGAAGGCGAACAGUAUCCAUGUCCGGGACUCGCUUUCCUACCUAAAGAUGAGAGUAAAGCGAACAAAAUGGCCGGUGAUAUUUUACAGAUUCUGAAUAAUCUUUACGAGGCAGACGACCCUGAGACAUUUGCUCAACGGGUCAAAUUCGCCGUAGAUCUUCGCCAGCAGGUGGAGAAUGACCUGAGGUUUUAUUUGUACUUGGAUUGUUUGCGUUUGGACGGUUUACCUAUGAUGCCCUUACAUUAUAUGCCCGCUAUUAUCAAGAUGGUGCGCGUUCAUCAUCAGGCAAAGGAUAUUGAUGAGGCCCAUUUAAAUGCUCUAAAGCAAGAGGUGGAGUCAAUGCUGUUCUUCACUGUUAACCACGGACGGAAUGUCAGCCUGGCCGAGUUUGAUGCAACACAGCAACAUUCCACUUCGAUGAUGCUAAAAUACUUGAACAUCACGUGGCUAAACAAUACGGCACAUGCUAUAAGAAUGUCAUUUAGAGACGUCGGUAAAGGAUGGUAUAACAUAUAUGAGAAGAAAUGGGAGUUCUAUGGCGUCAGUAAGCUUUGUAGGUUUAUGCAAUUAGUCAGGUUUCGGAUGCAGUACGCGCUCCGCUACUGUAUCGAGCAGUCUAUGGCUAUGUUUGUGAAUUUGUGCGAAACUCCUUGUCUGUGCACUUACUGGUGUGAAGAUGAUUAUGAGUGGGAUUCUUCCGAUCUAAUUAAUUCACCUUUUCGUUCACCCACGCCGACGUUGUUCUAUUUCCAUCUAAUGAUAUCUGCAGAUGGACCAUAUUAUACUACUAGUCCGGAUCAGUUUGAGCAACUGUUAGUAAACAAGCGUUCCGAUAUAAUUCGAUCUUUACUGACCAUGUGGGCUGAAGAAGUGCGGUUAGUCGUAGACGAUGUGAUCCAGGCCUACAAAACGAUCAUGCGUAAACUCGGUGAGAAACCAAACACUAUUGAGCACGUGUUUGAAAUCAGAGAAUGGAUGGAAUCCAUUCCUUUCGCACUUAAGACUCAAGAGGAUAUUAUGAAGAAGGUUCAUACUGUGGACGUAACAACAGAGUUCUUAGAAGAAGAACAGGAGAAGUUUUGGAAACUGCAUCAAAUUGAUGAACAAACGCUAUUUGAUAAGAUUGAUAUGUUUAGCGCGCAGUGCAUGGCUCUCACACUACAGAAUGACUUUAGCAAGGUUCACGAGAUAGCGAAUGACAUAAAGAAGGCGUGGAAGGGCAUGAAAGACUCGCAAGACUGGGGCCGCAUUCUUAAUCAGAGGCAGAAACUCUUCGGACAACCUGUUGUACCUUUUGUGGAUCUCAAUAGGCUGGUCAAAGAGUUUGAACCAUACAGAAACCUUUGGGUUACUGCAUCAGAUUUCUUGAAAGCUCGCGAAGUGUGGUUUGAUAAUCCACUGAUGUACGUGGAUGCGGACACUAUCGAGCCGCUCAUCAAUGAGUAUUAUAAGACCAUCGUUAAGUGCGUGCGCACCUUUGCUGAUAUGCCUAAAGUACAGCAAGUGGCCAUCACCAUACGGGACAAUAUCGACGAGUUCAGACCACUGAUUCCUAUUAUUCAAGCUGUCAGAAACCCCGGAAUGAAGGAACGUCACUGGAAUGAAUUCAUGGAAAAAGCUGGUUAG